Messenger RNA from Andrographis paniculata, 3153 nucleotides. Its product is annotated as microtubule-associated protein TORTIFOLIA1-like. Gene Ontology annotation, molecular function: microtubule binding. NCBI's taxonomy places the organism in Eukaryota, Viridiplantae, Streptophyta, Magnoliopsida, Lamiales, Acanthaceae. Gene Ontology annotation, cellular component: cortical microtubule, transverse to long axis. The transcript is spliced from 6 exons. The record is from RefSeq and is a predicted model, not a curated record. Gene Ontology annotation, biological process: circumnutation; unidimensional cell growth; multicellular organism development. Bases 233 to 2881 code for a protein of 882 amino acids.
GACUACAGAUCUGAUUUGUCUUUUCAAUCCUACUUCAUCUCCCUACCCAGCUUUGCUUUCAAUGUGAACUUCUUCGUAGUCUUCCUUUCAUAAAAAAUCUUGCACCCUUUCGUUCAAAGGAAAAUUACCCACACCCCCAACUUUUUUAAAUUCAAAAUAAAUUUUGUUAGCAUUGGGUGCCUGAUCGAUAUAAGAAGUUACUGGCAUUGCAUUUGAGAUUGACCCCAUCGAAAUGAGUUCUCAGAGAUCUGCAAAACCCACAAAAAGCCCCAGCCAAACAACCCCUUCGAGAUCUUCGUCUUCUUCAGCUUCGUCUCUCUCGUCCCAUCUGGCAAUGGUCGAAUUGAAGCAGCGAAUCCUCAAUUCCCUCUCCAAGCUCGCCGACCGCGACACGCAUCAGAUCGCUGUGGAGGACCUCGAGAAGACAAUCCAUUCCAUCUCAAAUGACGGCAUCUCAAUGCUCCUGAAUUGCCUCUGCGACGCCGUCAAUGACCCCAAGCCCGCCGUGAAGAAGGAGAGCCUCCGCCUGCUCGCCGCUCUCUGCGCCGCCCACACGGAUCCUGCCGCCACUCACCUCACUAAAAUUAUUUCCCACAUUGUCAGGAGGCUCAAGGAUUCCGAUUCCCAGGUUAGGGACGCGUGUCGCGACACCAUUGGCUCCCUGGCGGGGCUGUACUUGAAGUGCGGCGGUGGCGCCGGAGAUGGCGCUGUUUCGCUCUUUGUUAAGCCCCUUUUUGAGGCGAUGAAUGAGAACAACAAAACCGCCCAAGCAGGUGCGUCGAUGUGUAUGGCUAAGAUGGUCGAAUGUGCUACUGAUCUGCCUCCGGCAACGUUUCAGAAGCUUUGCCCUAGGGUCUGCAAGUAUUUGAACAAUCCUAAUUUCUUCGCCAAGGCUUCUCUGCUGCAAGUUGUCUCCAGCCUUUCUCAGGUUGGGGCAAUUGCGCCGCAAAAUUUGGAUCAAUUGUUGCCGAGUAUUCAUGAGUAUCUUGGUAGUUCAGAUUGGGCCACUCGGAAGGCUGCUGCUGAUGCAUUAAGUGCCUUAGCUUUGAACACCGGCUGUAUAACUUCAGAUAAAGCUACCACCACAUUAAAUGUGCUUGAGACUUGUCGAUUUGACAAGAUAAAACCUGUGAGAGAAAGUAUGACAGAGGCAUUGCAGCUCUGGAAGAAAAUUGCUGGAAAAGGGGAUGGAUCUUCGGAUGAACUUAAAGCCAUGUCCCAUGAUUUUGAGGCUUCUGAAUUUGCAGACUCGCCGAAUAAGAAGGAUCAAUCUAGUCUUGGUGUGGGAGGAAGUGAAAAAUCUACGAAGACUUCAUCUAAUGGAUUUUCUCCACCUGAUUCAAGUUCCAAAGGCAAUGCAAACAACAAUUCUGAGAAGGCGAUCGGCUCAGCAAGGAAGAAGGUUCCAGCGUUGUCUGACAAAGAACGGAACCCUGAGUUCUUCCAGAAACUCGAAACAAGGGGUUCAGGUGAUUUGCCUGUAGAGGUAGUUGUACCUCGUCGACAUGCCAGUGCUUCCAACUCACAAAGUGACGAAAACCCCGAUUCAGAUAAUCCUGAUCCGAGUACGAGGUCCAUGAUCAAUAGCCAGGCUCGAGCAUUCUUCAAGGCAAAAUAUGAAAGUGGAAGCGUUGCCGAGAGGAACGAUCCUAAUCAGAGAGAUUCAUCCGCCAUUUAUGGAGAUUCUUCUAGAAAUGUCGGUUUAUCUGAUGGAUUAUUGAAUAACAAAGGGAACAGCUUGUCUAUUCAGCGUCAAUUAUUGCAACUGGAGAGGCAACAAGCUCAUCUAAUGAAUAUGCUGCAGGAUUUCAUGGGCGGUUCUCAUGACAGCAUGGUGACCCUCGAGAGCCGGGUACUGGGGCUCGAGAGAGUUGUCGAAGACAUGGCUAGAAAUCUGUCUGUAUCAACAGGUCGGAGGGGGAUUAACACGAUGGCUGGAUUCGAGGGAUCAAUGAACAGACAUUCCACCAAGUACGGUUUCCAGGACUAUUCAAACAGCAAAUUGGGGAGCGGAAAUGACGGCCGCCCUCUCUUUGGAGAGAGGUACGGCGCAUUUGAAGGCGUCGCUUCAAGAAUGAGGAGUAGGGUCCCGUCUUGGCGAUCUGAGGCGGUGGAUGCUUGGGAUGUGACGGGCUAUUCUAAACAUGCUCAAAUUGGCUCGAGGAGAGCAGGAGGUGGAGGAAAUAUCGAUAUCAGGCCGGGAACGUCUGAAAGUGAAGCUAAUCAGGCCGGGAGCAGGAAAGGUUGGGAAAAGGGAUCGGCACCUGUUCGAUUUGGCGAGGGACCCUCUGCUAGAAGUGUCUGGCAAGCUUCUAAGGACGAGGCGACAUUGGAAGCCAUUCGAGUGGCUGGUGAGGACAAUGGCGUUGCUCGAAGUGCCAGGGCAGCUGUACCUGAAAUGACGGCCGAAGCGUUGGGAGAAGAUGGAGCGGUUCCGGAGAGAGAUCCGGUUUGGACUUCGUGGAGCAAUGCGAUGGAUGCACUUCAUGUCGGCGAUAUGGAUUCUGCUUUUGCCGAGGUUUUGUGUACAGGAGACGAUCUGUUGCUUGUGAAACUGAUGGAUAGAACGGGCCCUGUGAUCGAUCAGCUCUCGACUGAGGUGGCUAAUGAGGUUUUGCAAGUCGUUGGGCAGUUGCUGACGGGACAGAAUUUCAGUGACAUGUGUUUAUACUGGCUUCAACAGUUGGCGGAUAUAGUCGUGGAGAAUGGUCCCGAUGUUCUUGAGAUUCCUACGGAAGUUAGACGAGAGAUAAUAGUGAAUUUACACGACGCUUGCUCGUCGUUGGAGUUACCGGAGGACUGGGAAGGGCCGGGGCCCGAGCAGACGGUGAUGCAGUUGGCGUCGGGCUGGGAAAUCGAUCUGCAACAUCUUGGGAAGUAGUGAAGCAGCCAUUGUUGUUCUCAACAAACUUGCUUUGAUUUGGAUGUAAGUAGGCAGGCAGUUAUAUAUGUCUGCAAGUGCAACAUGGGAUUUCUUCUUCUUCUUCUUCAAUCUGUCUAUCUUUCUCUAUCUUGUGUACGUAUUUCAUUUUGCUUCAAGAUUUAUGUGUUUGAGAAUUUUGUUUUGUGGUAGUCUACAAUUGCUGUGUCUUCAAUUUUUUGAAUUUGGAAUUGGUAACAUAUAUUUUAUGCCUGUGUUUUUCAAUUGCCGAU